Cicer arietinum (chickpea) is the source of this 854-nucleotide messenger RNA. Its product is annotated as MYB-like transcription factor 4. Lineage: Eukaryota; Viridiplantae; Streptophyta; Magnoliopsida; Fabales; Fabaceae. The record is from RefSeq and is a predicted model, not a curated record.
CUUGUCACAUUUGUCAUGGUAACCACUCACACGUACUCUUUCUCUACAAAUACAUUUUUUAUCUUUUUGUGUUCUUUAGCAUCCAUAUAACCCCCCAAAUAAUUAACAAUGAGAAAACCUUGUUGUGACAAAGAAAACAUCAACAAAGGUUCUUGGUCUAAGCAAGAAGAUCAAAAGCUAAUUGAUUAUAUACGAGUUCAUGGUGAAGGCUGUUGGGGUUCCAUUCCUAAGGCUGCUGGGUUGCAACGUUGUGGCAAGAGUUGUAGGCUAAGAUGGUUAAACUACUUACGACCAGACAUAAAACGUGGAAUUUUUGCACAAGAUGAAGAAGACCUCAUCAUCAAGCUCCAUGCCCUCCUUGGCAAUCGGUGGGCACUGAUUGCUGGAAGAUUGCCUGGUCGUACGGAUAAUGAAGUGAAGAACUAUUGGAAUUCUCACAUUCGUAGAAAAUUAAUAAAAAUGGGAAUUGAUCCAAAUAAUCACAAGCUACACCAAGGUUUUCCUCGUCCUUGUCAUGUUUUUGGUGCCGGUACAUCAUCAUGUGAUGAGUCCAUGAACAAAGACCAUAAACUCUCCUUCACAAAAGAAUUUGAAGAUGAUCAAGAAACAACAAUCAUUAUUAAUAAUUCUUCAUCCUCUUUGAAUCUUGACUUAACUAUUGCUUUACCUUCACCAAAUAGGGUUGUUGUUGUGGACGACAAAACUAUACCUAAUUGUGAUGAGUCUAGGACCACUCGGGAUAUGGAUAUUGAUCUUAAUUGUUAGUAUAUAUAUACAUCAUUUCUUGGUGUCCGGUAUAAUAAUAACUUAUUUAGCAAAUUAAUAAAAUAAGGAAUUACAUGGCAUGGUUUCAA